AUGAUAGUGUAAAACAACAACAUUUAAUAAGCUAUCCUAAAUUUAAAAGAUGGAGUAUUUUAAAAUUUACUUUUAUAUUAAAAUUCAAAAAAUACUCAAGCAGUACCAUUCCAAUUAUAAAGUGAUUACAAUUUAGAAAUAACAAUUGAUAAUUGCUUAUUUUAAAAUAUUACUUUACAAAGUAUUUAAUUCACCUUAACUUACUCUACAUCAGCUCUCUGGAUUUAAAAUUAUGUCGGAAAUGUUCUAAUAAAGAAUUCAUAAUUUUAUAAUUCUAAUAGUAAUUCUGAAUAUGGCCUAAUUUAUAUUCAAGCUAAUUAGAUUACUUUAGACACUGUUUAGUUUAGAAAUUUUACAUUUCCUCAAGAUAAAACUUCACCUAUGUUCUAAUAAAAUGGUGCUAUGUUGAAUGCUAAAGCCGAAGUUAUUAAAAUAUAAAAAUCAAAUUUCAACUAAGCUACAGCCAUAAAAGGAUCUUUUUUAUACUUAAUUUCUUUUGGAUAAUUAUUUUAAGUUAGCAUCUCUGAUACAACAUUUAGCGAGGGAUAUGCCUUAUUAGAUGGAGGAGCAAUUUACAUAGAUUCAGGUGGUUAAUAGCUCUAAUUUGACUGCCAAAAUUGCUAAUUUAGUAAUCUGUAUACACUAUCAUAGUUCGCAUCUACUAUUGGAUAAGAAAAAUAUUAGAUAGGCAAAAGUAAGGUUUAAAAUGAAAUAAAAUUCUAAGGCGGUUUUAUCAAAAAUAUAUUUGGGGUAACAGAGAAUUAAUUCAUAGAUGUUUCAAAUUCUAAUCUUUAAUUUAGUUAAAUUCCCACAAUUACCUCUGAACAGUUUGAUUCAAAUACAGAACCUUAAUAAUAAUAUAUUACAAAAUAUAAAGGACUUUAAUAAUAAGCCACUUUGGUAAAUUUAUAAAAAUCAUCUUUGAAAAUUUAAGAAUCUAAAUUUUCUAACAUCAAAAUUUAAUCCUUUAAUUCUGUUUUACCUCUUCUUAUUAGCUCAACUUCAUCUAAUAUUACUAUUUCUAACACCAAAUUUGAAGAUAGCGUAUUUACUAACAGUGCAAUUUAUACACUUUAAAGUAAUAUUUAACUUCAAAAUGUCUCAUUUAAUAAUGUUGUUUAAGCUGCAACCAACAGAAGAACUUUAUAAUAAGAUAUUUACUCUAACCCUAGUCCUAUUGGUGCUUCUUUAAUUAUUUGCUAAUAAUCAACUGUUAGCAUAUAAUAAAAGAGUUCUUUUAUUGGUACAAGUUGUAAGUCAAAUUGCAAUGGCGGAGCAAUUUAGCUUUUAUAAAGUACAAUAUCCAUAGAUGAUACCAUAUUUUAAAAAAUAGAUUCUUCAUUUGGUGGGGCCAUAUACAUAGAAGGAAUUAACAAUACAAAUACCAUUUCAAAUACAUAGUUUAUGAGUUGCAUAUCUUAAAAUGAUGGAGGUGCUCUCUACUUAAAAGCUUUAUAGUAGGAUAAAUUUGAUCUUACUCUUUAAGGCAGUUCAUUUGUUAAAAAUUCAUGUAAAUCUAGAGGAGGAGCUAUUUAUGUUGAUUCUGAUGUCAUGAAUUCUCUUAAAUAAACAAUAUAAAUAGUUAAUUCUCAAAUCAUUCAUAAUUAAGCAAGUAUAGGAGGAGGAAUCUUUUAACAAAAUAUCUCAAUUAACACUCAAAAAAAUAACAUUAUAGAUAGUAAUACAGGAACCAUUUAUGGAAAUGAUAGUAUCUCUUACCCUUCUAAGCUUAAAGUAAGUAAUAUGGAUGAAUUUCUGAAAAUAAACUUAGGAAUGCUAGAGGAAAACAAAAUAGUAAUAAAUGAUUUCAGGAGUGGUGCCAAUUUAACUAAUAUACAAUUUGUACUUUUAAAUGACAAAGAUGAAGUUAUUUAUCCGAUUACAUAAGAAGAUUAUGAUACAUAUAAACUAAGUGUUGCUUUUGAUCCUAAAACACCUAAUAUAAUCCAGUAUUCGAUUGAUGGAAGCAUUUAAGCAAGUUAUAAUAAAUAAUUACAAGCUUUUAAUUUUGAAAACAUAACUCUAGUAGGUAAGCCAGGAUCUUCUGCUUACAUAUAAUUCAGCUCUAAAUAAAUUUAUGUUGUUGAUAGCUAGCAAGCUAAUUUUAUUCAAAACUACACUUUUAACAUACUUAUUAACUUCAGGCUAUGCGGCCCUGGUGAGUAAAUAGCAUAAAUUGGUUAAGUCACUCAAUGCUAAUAAUGCCCAGUAAAUUAUUAUUCAUUCAACGUUGAGAAUUGCUAAGAUUGUCCGACAGGAGCUACAUGUAAUGGAGGAACAAAUGUCGUGGCAAAUAAAGGAUAUUGGCGUAAAUCGCAUUUUAGUAGCUUAAUAAUUAGUUGCUCAAAUUUACCGGAUAAUUGCGCUGGAGGAGAUUAUGGUGAUAAUAUUUGCUAUGAAGGUCAUAUUGGAGCACUUUGUGAAGAAUGCGAUAUUUAUGGGAAUUAUUGGGGAGAAUCAUAUGCAAAAUCAUCUAAAUAUUCUUGUACUAAAUGUAGUGAAAUAAAAGGGAAUAUAUGGAUCGUUGUCUUAAUGACAAUAUGGACAUUAAUAUCAAUGUGUCUUGCUAUAAAAGGUGAUGUAGAUUAGCUAAAAGAAAGAGCUGCUUUUUUGACUAUUUAAAAAAAUUUAUAAAAAAAAUGUAGUAAUAAAUAUUUAUAAAGAAAUCUAACUCCAAAUCAAAAAACAGAAUUAUAGUCUUUUAGUACUAUUACUAAAUAAAAAACAUAAAAUUAAAUAAAGGAAAGGUAAUAAAAAUAAAAGAUAAUAAGAACAGAUGAAGAAAAAUCUGGUGUAUACAUAAAAAUGUUAACAAAUUAUGUAUAGAUUGUUGGAUCUAUAGCAACUUUCAAUUUAAGUAUUCCUUCUGGUAUUUUUGAGUUCCCUUAAUCUGUUGGUUAACCGUUGAAGUAGACAAUGAACUCUCUUGACUGUGCAUUGCAAGAAAUGAACUCUUCAAUACCAAUUAUUUAUUUAAGGCUUCUGUUUUCUGUUUUAAUACCCUUUAUAUAUAUGGCAAUUUUCUUAUUUUGUAUGCUUUUAUACUUUUUAUAUAAGAAGUCGACAGCCGAUAAGAAUAAUAGCAAAAAAGAGUAGUUUCCUUGGUAUAUUUUAGCUACAGCUAUUAUGUUCUUAAUUAUAUACGUUCAGCCAGAUCUAGUUGCUUAAAUAAUUGCCUUAUUAUCGUGUAGAGAAAUAGGUGAUACAGAAUAUAUUUUGUCUAAUGUUUCAUUUAUUUGCUAUAACAAAGAACAUAUUUUCUAUGCUCUGAUUUUAAUAGUACCAAUGCUGCUGAUUUGGAUGAUCAUAUUGCCAGGUAUACUAUUUAUAUUAUUGAGAAGAAAUAGACAAAAUUUAGAUUCUAUAGAAGUGAAGCUUAAGUAUGGUUUUCUAUAUAAAGAAUAUCAAACCCAUGCAUUUUACUGGGAAUUCAUUAAAAUGGCUGAGAAACUAGCAAUCAUUCUUGCUUUGAACUUUUAUUCUUAAAGUAUAAAUACAAAAGCUAUAUUGGUAUUUGUAGUAAUCACAUCUUAUGGUUUACUUGCAAUGAUAAUUCAUCCAUACUUAGAAUCAGAUGUAAAUGAAAUUGAUGUUAAUUCUACUCAUAUAUGUGCUCUAACAGUCCUUCUUGGUUUAUUUAUGUACUAAAAUAAAUACCCCUACUUUGUAUACAGUGCAUUAGUACUGAUUGUGGCCAUUAAUGCUUGGUUCCUUAUCAAGCUUCUAAAUAAAAUCAUAGGUGGCUAUCUUCCAAAGAUCAAAUAAUCUUUAUAAUAAUUGGUUAAGACUUUAUCAGCAAAAAUAUCAUACUUUAAGAAGUUUGUCAAAGAUGAAGAAAAAAACAAGAAAUAAAUGAAACCUGAAGUCAAGGAAAAGUUAUUAUUUUUAUGUAAAAAAUUCGCUGCAUUAGACCCUCAAAAAAAGAAAAAAAUAUAUAUCGAAGCAUAUGAACUGAGACUAGUUGAAGAGUAUAGACAUAUUUUUGACAGAAGCUAAUUUUAAUAACUAGUAGAUCAAGAGAAUCCUACUCAGCAAAAAACAGAGGCAAACUUUUUAGAGUCAUCAAAACUUAUACAAUAAGAAAAGGAAGAUACAAAUUUAAGAGAUAAUAAAUAGAAAGACAACCUAGAAUCUCUUUUUAACUUACAUAAAAAGCAAGAUUCUGAUAAUAAUUUGAUACAAAAUGAAAAUAACUAAACAAAUACUUCUCGCACUGAAGAAAAACCUAAAAGCAAAUUUUAUAUUGAAGCCUUUGGAGAAACAUUAAAAGAAGAUUAGGUGAAUAUAGAAAUGAAAAAAGAAAGCGAUGAUGAUUGA
Messenger RNA from Tetrahymena thermophila SB210, 4317 nucleotides. Its product is annotated as transmembrane protein, putative. The transcript has 7 exons. NCBI's taxonomy places the organism in Eukaryota, Ciliophora, Oligohymenophorea, Hymenostomatida, Tetrahymenidae. The record is from RefSeq and is a predicted model, not a curated record.